This is a messenger RNA of Cadophora gregata, 399 nucleotides long. RefSeq lists its product as uncharacterized. Bases 1 to 399 code for a protein of 132 amino acids. The transcript is spliced from 3 exons. The record is from RefSeq and is a predicted model, not a curated record. Lineage: Eukaryota; Fungi; Ascomycota; Leotiomycetes; Helotiales; Ploettnerulaceae.
AUGAACUGCUCAAGCCCCAUCUCUCUAUUCACCCGAUCACAUAACAACGAUUAUCUCACCGGGACUGUACAAGACAUCCAAGGCCGCUGCCAUGACAGGAAGUUCGCUGCUGCUGCAAAAGCUGCCUGUGGUUAUACCGUAGAGUCUCCACAGGAGAGUGUAGACGAAGUGGCAUUGUAUCAUCUCCUCACAAUGCUAAUGAAUGGAACCAGACCAGAUGUGGAGGAUUAUUCCGUAUCACUCGCUGCGGAUGUUGCUGCGGCUUACUACAAGGUGGCACUGAAGAAAGUUUAUCGACGAUGUGAGCGUCAAUGCUGUAGAGACAUGCUUUGUCCAACGUCUACCAGGAGUCUUCUCCCCUCACGUUGCCUGGGAACUCUCCGACGAGCAGGUCGAUGA